This is a messenger RNA of Acanthosepion pharaonis, 945 nucleotides long. NCBI's taxonomy places the organism in Eukaryota, Metazoa, Mollusca, Cephalopoda, Sepiida, Sepiidae. The record is from the annotation of a GenBank genome assembly.
AUGUAUCGAACACUAUUCCCUGAUUUUCCCAACCCCCUUUCCUCGCUUUUUGCCUUGCUCGGUCCGUCUCUAUCCUUCCUUUUUACGUGGGGAGAAACACAAUGCGCUGACUGCAAUGUUUACGCGGGAGCGCGGGAACUAAAAAUCGAAUUCUCAUCCCCAUCUAUCGAUCGAUUGAUCGAUCUAUCUAUCUAUCUAUCUAUCUAUUUGUGUACAAGUUCUUUUAUAGCUAUCUAUCUGUCUAUCUAUCUAUAUUCUACAAGUCCCUUUAUAGCUAUUCUUGGUAGCUAUCUAUCUAUUUAUCUAUCUUUCUAUCUAUCAGGUUCUUUAUCUAUCUAUAUAUCUAUGUAUCUGUCUACAAGUUCUGUCAUAUCUAUAUACAAUUUCUUUUAUAUCUAUCCAGCUAUCUCUCUACAAGUUAAUUACCACCUAUCUCUCUAUCUAUCUAUCAGGUACUUCAUAUCUAUCUAUCUAGCUAGCUAUUUUCAAGUUCUUCAUAGCUAUCUAUCUAUCUAUCUAUCUACUAGUUCCUUCAUAUGUAUGUAUCUAUCUAUCUCCGCUAUCCAUUACUCCACCGUGCCUCCCCUUACUCCACCGUGUCUUCCCUUACUCCACCGUGCAUCCCCUUACUCCACUGUGCCCCCCUUACUCCACCGUGUCUCCCCUUACUCCACCGUGCAUCCCCUUACUCCACUGUGCCUCCCCUUAUUCCACCGUGUCUCUCCUUACUCCACUGUGCCUCCCCUUAUUCCACCGUGUCUACACUUACUCCACCGUGCCUCCCCUUACUCCACCGUGUCUCCCCUUACUCCACCGUGCAUCCCCUUACUCCACCGUGCCUCCCCUUAUUCCACCGUUUUCGCCCUAAAUAAAAAGGAAUCGGAAAUGCUUCCACAAAGAGCCAAAACAUUCAAGAAGACGUCAGGAAAUGCGCAACGCUUGUAA